Messenger RNA from Oenanthe melanoleuca, 907 nucleotides. RefSeq names its product UBX domain protein 1 (gene UBXN1). Lineage: Eukaryota; Metazoa; Chordata; Aves; Passeriformes; Muscicapidae. The coding region runs from base 30 to 794 and encodes 254 amino acids. The transcript is spliced from 8 exons. Gene Ontology annotation, molecular function: protein binding. The record is from RefSeq and is a predicted model, not a curated record.
GCGCCCACGUGACGCGCGGCGGUGCCGCCAUGAUGGCGGCGGAGAGCGGGGCCGGGCGCGGCCGCGCCCUGGAGGCGCUGCUGGAGAUGGGAUUCGGCGCGCGGCGCGCGGCGAAGGCGCUGGCGCUGACCGGGAACCGCGGGGUGGAACCGGCCAUGGACUGGCUGGUGGCUCACGAGGACGAUCCCGACUCGGACCCGGAGCUCCCGCCCGAUCUCGGCGCUCUCGCCGCCGCUCUGGCCCCGCCGCGCCCCGCGGAGCAGGACGAGACCCACAAGCUGCUGUCGGAGGCGGGGCAGGAGCGGGAGCGGCGGCGCCGCGGGCAGGAGCUCGCCAGGCUGCGGGAGUGGCGGCGGGACGAGGAGCGGCGCCGCGCGGCCGAGGAGCGGCGGCGGGACCGGGCGGAGGAGCGAGCGGCGCGGCAGAGGGUGCGGGAGAAGAUCGAGCGGGACAAGGCGGAGCGAGCGCAGAGGUUCGCCCCAGUGCCCCCAAACCCGGCCCCGGUGCCGCCCCAGGAGCCGCCGGCGCCGCGGGAGUACGAGCAGUGCCGGCUGCAGCUCCGGCUCCCCGACGGCCGCGCGCUCACCCAGAGCUUCCGCGCGCGGGAGCCGCUGGCGGCCGUGCGGCUCUUCCUGGAGCUGCAGGGGGGCUCCGGGGGGCCCCCCCAGCCCUUCAGCCUCCGCACGGCCUUCCCCCGGCGCCUCUUCACCGAGGAGGACAUGGAGAAACCGCUGCAGGAGCUGGGUCUGGUUCCCUCUGCCGUCGUCAUCGUGGCCAAAAAGGAAGGGAGCUGAGGGGGGGCACCCCCAAACCUCCCCACACCCCCAAAAAAAAACCCCAAAUAAACCCCAAAAAAACCCAAAUAAACCUGGGCCGUGUCUCGUCCUGUGGCCCCUCCCCAAAAUCA